AUGGGUGCCAGAGUCAGACGAUCAAAGUCGCCACCAUCGCAACGGCCGGCACCGCUUUCCUUGAAGCAGAAGAAGCCCAACGGCACCAUGAACAACGGCGUGGAAAUGCGGCGGAAAAAUACCAACAACCUGGACACCUCGGAAGGUAUAACAGCCAACUACGUGUCACGAGAGAGCUUCUCCCUCGACGACGCGGUGCCCAAGACGCCAUCCGCGACCGACCAUGGCUUUUUCGAACUGCCCAGACAAGAUCAGCGAAACUUUCUGCUACUGGUAUUGCUCUACUUUCUGCAGGGCAUCCCCAUGGGACUCGCGAUGGGGUCUGUCCCCUUUCUUCUGAAGAACCACAUGUCCUAUGGCGAGAUCGGAAUCUUCAGCUUGGCCUCGUACCCUUACUCCCUGAAACUCUUCUGGAGUCCCUUUGUUGACGCAGUCUGGAGUCGCAAGAUUGGACGUCGAAAGACGUGGAUCGUUCCCAUCCAGUUUCUCUCGGGCUUCAGCAUGCUCUGGCUCGGAUCGAAUGUGGAAAAGAUGAUGGAGACUACCGGAAGAGCAGGGGGCCCCACAGUCUGGGCUUUCAUGAUGUGGUGGUUCUUCCUGGUCCUCAUGUGUGCGACGCAGGACAUUGCCGUCGACGGAUGGGCCUUGACCCUCCUCUCGCCCUCCAACGUGUCGUACGCGUCGACGGCCCAAACCGUCGGUCUCACGGCGGGCCAUUUCAUGUCGUACACCGUCUUCUUGGCCCUCAACGCCGGCGACUUUGCCAACAAGUGGUUCCGAUCAGUGCCCUCGGAGGAAGGGCUCGUGUCCCUCGGCGGCUACCUCCGAUUCUGGGGCUGGACCUACAUCGUCGUCACGGUCGGCCUGGGCUUUUUCAAGGGCGAGGACAAGUCGCAGGACGAGGAUGGCGUAUGGGAUGUCUACCGCAUCAUGUGGAACAUUCUCAAGCUGAAGAAUGUGCAGACCAUCAUCAUCGUGCACCUCAUUGCCAAGAUUGGGUUCCAGGCCAACGACGGGGUGACGAAUCUGAAGCUUCUCGACAAGGGUUUCGGCAAGGACAACAUGGCGCUCACGGUCCUGAUCGAUUUCCCGUUUGAGAUUGCCCUGGGAUACUACGCGGGCAUGUGGUCGCAAAAGUACACGCCGAUGCGCCUCUGGUGCUGGGGCUUUGUCGGGCGCCUGGGCGCGGCCGUUUUCGCGCAGUUUACGGUGGCCAUGUUCCCCAGCAGCGGCGGCGUCACGACGUGGUACCUGGUUGUGGUGAUUGCGGAGCAUCUCGUGUCGACGUUUAGCAACACCGUCAUGUUUGUUGCCGUGUCGGCCUUUCACGCCAAGGUUUCCGACCCAGUCAUUGGCGGCACGUAUAUGACUCUACUUGCUACCGUGUCCAACCUCGGCGGCACCUUCCCGCGGUACUUUGUGUUGAAACUCGUCGAUUCAUUCACGGUGGCGACCUGCCAACCACCGCGGAAAGGCGGCAGCGCCAAUCUCAAGGGGCCCAUCAUCACGGAAGUCUUUUCAUGCGCCGUGCAGGCGGAAAAGGAGCGAUGCGAGGCCGGCGGUGGACGAUGCGACUUGGAACGAGACGGCUACUACGCGGUGAACAUGCUCUGUGUAGCUGUGGGAAUCGCAACGUUCCUGUGGUACAUCAAGCCCAAGGUGCUUCAUCUGCAGAGCUUGCCUCUGCGAGCCUGGAGACUGGGACCGCUGAAUGAUAAACGAUGA
Messenger RNA from Ustilaginoidea virens, 1725 nucleotides. RefSeq lists its product as uncharacterized. The record is from RefSeq and is a predicted model, not a curated record. The transcript is spliced from 2 exons. Gene Ontology annotation, cellular component: membrane. Gene Ontology annotation, molecular function: acetyl-CoA transmembrane transporter activity. NCBI's taxonomy places the organism in Eukaryota, Fungi, Ascomycota, Sordariomycetes, Hypocreales, Clavicipitaceae. Bases 1 to 1725 code for a protein of 574 amino acids.